CAUAUGUGGAAUGGGAGAACACGCAAAGAAGUUGGAAGAAAAAUGAUACAUUUUAGCCACGGAAAUGUAGUUGCGCGCGUUUACAGUAAACGUGGCUCGUGUUAAUUAUCAUUUAUUUUGGAGAAUAUAUUAAAAAAACCAGAAUGGAAUUACGACUGCCAUUUCUCACUUUGUUACCGGAGUUCAUAUGAGCGGUAGGAGUCUGAGGAUGAAAGCUCCCUUUUCUGCGAGUCGAAGCAGUGUUGAUCCUGAACAGGGCCCGUGAAGACUUCAGGCUGGGAGAGGGGACUUGCGUGGUGCUGGAUAUAUAUAUAUUUUUUUUUUGGAGGCGGGGUGGAGGGGUUGGUGGGCGUGGUCCUGUGAAGACUGACAGUGUAGCAGCCUGGUAAACUGAGGCCCGCCAUGUUUGCCAAACUAAAGAAGAAGAUCGCGGAGGAGGCGGCUACUGCCCCCCGCUCGGGCGGACGCAUACCCCGCUCCAUCAGUAAGGAGUCCAUCACCUCCGUGGGAGCUGACUCCGGGGACGACUUCGCCUCUGACGGCAGCAGCUCCAGGGAUGACCUCUCCUCUCAGCUGCUCAGGAGGAACGACCAGAUCCGCAAGCUGGAGGCCAAACUCUCAGACUACGCUGAGCAGCUGCGACUUAUGCAGAAGACCAAGGACAAGCUUGAGAUUGCGUUAGAAAAACAUCAGGAUUCAUCCAUGAGGAAACUGCAGGAACAGAAUGAGACGUACCAGGCCAACAGAGCCAAAAUGGCGGAAGGCAUGGCUCUGGCCCUUGAGAAGAAGGAUCAGGAGUGGAUGGACAAGAUGACACUCCUGGAGCAGGAGAAGGGUACGCUGGCGGCCCGGCUGGACGAGAUGACGGAGCAAAGUCUCAGCCUGUUCCAGAAGAGGGACGACCUGGACGAGCUGGAGGGCUUCCAGCAGCAGGAGCUGGCCAAGGUCAAACACAUGCUGCUGAGGAAGGAGGAGCAGCUGGGCCAGCGCGAGCGGGAGCUCCAGCAGCAGGCAGGGGAGCUCCAGGCUGCCCGCAGGGGGCUGGCCGAAGCCCAGGCCAAGCUGCUGCAGCUGACGGAAGAGCAGCAGGAAAGCUCCAGGCUUAACGCGGAGCUGCAGGCCGAAAGGGAGGAGCUCCUUGGUGUCAGAGAGGAAGCUGAGAAAAAGAUCACGGAGCUGGAGGGGAGAGGUCAGGAGCUUCAGAACGUCAUCCUGCAGGUGUCCGCAGACUUCCAGAAGUCCCAGAGCAUGGUGGUGUCCCUGGAGAAGUCCCUCCACUCCCUGCAGGCAGAACACGAGGCUCUUACACUGCAGCACGAGCAGCACAAACAGAAGGUGGCGGUGGCCGAUGAGGAGAAGGACCGGCUGGUGUCAGACCUGCAGGAGAAGGUGUCCUCCCUGGAAAGGCGUCUGCAGGGGAACCUGACGGAGGACGAACACCUGCGGGAGCUGCUCAGAGAGAAGGCGGCUCUGGAGCAGAAGGUGGAGGAGACACGGGCGGAGCUUCUGGAGGCUCGCACCGCCCAGGCGGACGCAGUCAGCUCCUUGGAGGCUCAGGUGUCCCGGCUCAACAGCAAGGUGGCGGAGCUGCAGACGCUUCUGAAGCACAAGGACGAAAGCGCCAGCGCCUACAGAGAGAGGACCGAGGCGCAGAUCAGCGCUCUGGAGCAGCAAGCGCAGGACAGCGGCGAGAAGCUGAAGAGCAGCGAGCAGCAGGUGGCCGAGAAAGACGCGCACAUCCAGAAGCUGCAGGCGGAGUGGGGCGCGGAGAGGGAACACCUGCACCAGCAGGGCCUGGAGAAGGCGGGCCAUCUGGAGGCGCAGAUCGCAGCCCUGGAGACAGCGCGGGACAUCGACCGGACCACCGCCCAGCACCGCAUCAGCGAGCUGGAGCGGGAGAACGAGGGCCUCCGCCAGGGCAGGUGUGAGGUGGAGAGCGCUCUGAAGAGCCGGACGGAGGCGCUGGAGCAGGCCAGAGCGGAGCUGGGCAGCCGGCAGACAGUCAGCGUGGAGAUUGCCAAGGCCCUGGAGGAGACCAGGGGACAGAAGGAGAAGCUCCAGCAGCAGGUCGAGGAGGUGACAUCCGCACUCAGGACCAAGGAGGAGGAGCUGGCCAAGGUCACCGAGCAGCUGGGGCAGAGGGAGGCGGAGCUACGUGCUCUAAGGGAAGAGCUGCAGGCUGCGCAGACGGACGCAGAGGGUCUGCGCAGACAGGCAGAGGAGCGGGACAGGGAGAAGGACACCCAGAUGGCCCUCCUGAGGGAAGAGAUUCUGACGCAGACGCAGCAGCUGGAUGCCUGCCAGUCUCGGGUGUCGGUCUUGGAGGUGGAGGUGGAGACGCUGACCGAGCAGCUGCGUGCCCCGGAGGAUUGUGGGAAGGAGCAGAAUGGGUCUGUGACGGUGGAUGACUUGGCUCAAGUGCAGAAGAUGAACAAGGAGCUGGAGCAGCAGUUGAGUGAGAAAAACAAGACGAUAAAACAGCUGCAGCAGAGACUGGCAGAGCUGAAGAGGACACUGCAGAAGGAACUGAAGCUGAAGCCAGACCCGGAGCUCGAGGGGAAGGAGAGACCGCAGGAGGGGAAGGCUGAGAAGCCGGAGGGGCAGGACAGGCUGUGCUCCGAGGCCCCGCCCCACAGCCACUCCAACGCCGCCACCGUCACCAACAACUCGGACCUCAACGACUCCCGCGAGAUCAACUUCGAGUAUCUCAAACACGUGGUGCUGAAGUUCAUGUCCUCCAGGGAGGCUGAGGCGUACCAGCUUAUAAAAGCUGUCUCUGUGCUGCUAAACUUCACUCGUGAGGAGGAGAACAUGCUCAAAGAGACGCUGGAAUACAAGAUGUCGUGGUUUGGAUCAAAGCCCUCUCCAAAAGGCAUCAUUCGGCCAUCUAUUUCAGGAGCCCCGGCUCACUGGAGCUGAAUUGUGGGAGAGACCCCUGACCCCCGACCCCUCAUCCUGUCUCUUGAAUGUCUCCCCGUCACUGUGGCAACAGAGCUUGCCUUUUUAUAAACCAGAUCCUUUUUAAUAAGGAAACUGUCAAGAGCUUUUAAAAUGGUUUCUACCGGAUUCCUAUGUAGCUAUACUGUAUGUCUCCUCUUGGAGAUGGAUAAUACGGUGUUUUCUUUUUUUUGUACUCCUUUCCUUUGUUCUUUUCUUUAUUUUUAAGAGGAGGGAGGACAACCUCCGGGGAUGGAGAGGCUCUGUAACAGCAUAAAAGGGACUAAUCACAAAUCACAUUAUUUUAUUACUGGGUAUUUAUUUUCAUUUCGGGAGUGAUUUUUUUUUUUUUUCUCUUAAAUUUUUUUUUAAGAG
Molecule: messenger RNA, 3312 nt
Organism: Megalops cyprinoides (Indo-Pacific tarpon)
Lineage: Eukaryota; Metazoa; Chordata; Actinopteri; Elopiformes; Megalopidae
Gene: golga1
Product: golgin A1
Exons: 24
Coding region: 403-2919 (838 amino acids)
Cellular component (GO): Golgi apparatus
Source: RefSeq, a predicted model, not a curated record